AUGGAUAGCUUGGGUCCUAACAGCACGAACAGUGAGGAGAUGGUUGAAAGCACAAUCACUCCGCCUAAGGACUGCAAAAUGUGCUCCGAGAUCAUCAAAUUAUUCCAAGCUCCUUAUUAUCAUUACGAACGAGGCAUCAUUGAUGGUGAACACAUCGAUUUGGGGAAAGUCAGCGAACGCCUUACCGACGACUGUCCCCACGCGACCUGGCUCCGCGAUAUCGAGUACAGAGGCGGUCCAGUGCCCUUCUACGAACAGCGCCAACUCAAGUUAUAUAGAUGGAUACGCCAUCAUGUGUGUAAUCUCAUUAUCCAUUACCAUAACAGACAAGGUAAUGUCUGGGCCUCCACCCCAGGCUUUAAGCUGGUGCGUCGGCCGGAGAUACCUGGGCAUGUCGGGGGCAUGCGUAUCAUGGAUGAGAGCUGGAUUGACCUCGACGUUGUGAAAGGUUGGCUGUUGAGGUGCACCCAAAAGCACAGCGAGAGGUGCAACAAGACUGUAGGGGAUGUGCCGCCGUUCAAGCCUCGACUUCUGAUAGAUGUUACUCAAGGCUGCAUCGCAGAGUGCGAAGAAGAAAGGCCGAGGUUUUUGACCCUAUCAUAUACUUGGGGAAAUUCAAAGAACUUCCGUAUCACAAAAGUCAACGUCGAAGCAAUGAAACAGCCAGGGGUGCUGAACUCUGACGUUAGUGUUUCGGAACUACCCAGAACUAUUCUUGAUGCUAUCAAACUCACUCGGGCCUUGAAGGAAAGGUGGCUGUGGGUCGACAGCCUAUGCAUUGUUCAAGACGACGAGGAAAGUUUGCAGCACGAACUCGCGGCUAUGCAUCAGAUCUACGCCAGUUCCUUCAUCACUAUAGUCGCAGCUGAUGGUCAAGAUGCAGAGUACGGUAUACGAGGGCUCAGAGGCAUUUCAGAACCCAGAGACAUCAAAAGAACAAUAUUACCUCUUUCCGGUGGCGAAAGGAUCGCCUGGAUAGAAAAUCCUCAUUUCGAGGAGCGGAGAAGCGACCUGAGUUACAAUCAGCGAAUGUGGACAUCCCAAGAGUACGACUUCUCUAAGAGACGUCUGGUUAUCAAGAAUGGACAGGUGAAGUGGAAAUGCAACUGCUCGGGUUGGUCUGAGGACCAUCUGGCGGAACGACCGAUUGAAGCAGAGUUCGGGAGUUACGUUUGA
Molecule: messenger RNA, 1176 nt
Organism: Fusarium coffeatum
Lineage: Eukaryota; Fungi; Ascomycota; Sordariomycetes; Hypocreales; Nectriaceae
Exons: 1
Coding region: 1-1176 (391 amino acids)
Source: RefSeq, a predicted model, not a curated record